AUGUUUUUUUGGUUUGUGUGCUAUCUCGUGGUAGUGUGGCUGAUUUCUGACUCAGAUGUCAGUGAAGUGAGUGGCUACCUGCUUACUUUCACCUUCUACGAAACCAGUACCAGUUUCAAAAUCUUGAGAGGUCUUAUCUGCGAUAACCUCCAGGGCUGCUGUUUGGAAGGGGGAUGGUUUCUUUUCUUUGCAGCGAAGAGCUGUCCAGAACUUCCUUCAGUGAACAAUAGCAUAUUUGUUGUAAAGGAGACGGAAGGACAAAUUCUGGGGACUUACCUUUGUCUUACGGGCUUCCACCUGGUAGGAGAGAAAACCUUUUAUUGCAAUGCCUCUGAGGAGUGGAAUACCCCCACUCCCAAGUGCCACUUGGGCCACUGUCCUGACCCUGUACUGGUGAAUGGUGAGUCCAGUUUUCAGGGGCCUGUGAAUGUGAGUGACAAAAUCACAUUUAAGUGCAAUGAGCACUACAUCCUCAAGGGCAGCAAUUGGAGCCAGUGCCUAGAGGACCACACCUGGGUGCCUCCCCUUCCUGUCUGCAAAAGCAGAGACUGUGGCCCUCCUGGGUAUCCAGCUCAUGGCUAUUUUGAAGGAAAAGAUUUCAGCUCAGGAUCUACCAUUACUUAUUAUUGUGAAAAGAGAUACUGCUUAGUGGGCACACAAGAACAGCAGUGCGUGGAAGGGGAGUGGAGCAGUGCUCUUCCAGUCUGUGAAUUGAUCGAAGAAGCUCCCAAACCAGCUUCUGAGGGGGAAAAGGCACUUCUUGCCUUUCAGGAAAAUAAGGAACUUUGCAAAGCCAUAGAGAACUUUAUGCAAAGAUUAAAUGAAAAUGGCUUAACGAUGGAGGAACUAAAAUAUUCUCUGGAAAUAAAGAAAGCUCAGUUGGAGGCAAAAAUGUGCCCUGACAUUGUAGCUGAGCAGACUGGCAAAUGCACCUCUGAAUAA
Messenger RNA from Pteropus alecto (black flying fox), 942 nucleotides. It is a transcript of the gene C4BPB, whose product is annotated as complement component 4 binding protein beta. Bases 1 to 942 code for a protein of 313 amino acids. The record is from RefSeq and is a predicted model, not a curated record. The transcript is spliced from 7 exons. Lineage: Eukaryota; Metazoa; Chordata; Mammalia; Chiroptera; Pteropodidae.